GGGCAGCAUUUGGUAUUCUGCUGGUCUUACUGUGGUUUUCCAGAGUUUGUCUUAGGUUUACAGACCAUGAGCAGUUAGCAGGACCAAAAGGCUCUUACAGUAAAGGCUUAGUUGGUUUCCCCUGAUUUAGCACAUGGUCUCAUGAUGUGAUUAGUUAAUUUAUGAUACAGUUUGCAAGUUCACUAUUAUGCUCCUUUGAUCUGUGGAACAGUCUGUAAGUGACUUCUUUUAUUGUUUGUCUUUUGUUUUCAAAGAGGACCAAUGACAUCUUGGGGUGAUGUCUUGACUCACUUGUGAAUUGGAUUAAAAUGAGGUAGAAUUGCACAAAAUUGGUCAACCUCUGUCUCACUUCCAGAGUCAUCGAAGUGUAGUAGCAGGACAAAGGAUAGUGUCCUAUUGUCAUUAUCAAUGGCCCAGGAUGCAGUGGAUGACCUUGGUGUCUGAUGUCUGACCAAGCUCUAUGGGCUCCAUAGCACCUGCUUCUGCCAUCUUCAUGGAUGUUAGAACAAACUGUUCUUAUCUGGCAUGCCACUGGAGGAAGUCAUCACAUGCUUGAGCCGGCAGGGGAAGCUGCAGCUGCAGAAAUGGUACUUGGCUAUGUCAGACAAGGAGAGGAAAAAGAUGGUCUGGGAGCUUAUGCAGGUCGUCCUGGCCAGAAAGCCCAACAUGUGCAGCCUCCAGGAGUGGAGAGACCUCAAAGUUGUCUGUAAGAGAUAUGCCAGCCUCUAUUUCUGCUGCGCCCUUGAGGAAGAUAAUGAGCUCAUCACACUGGAACUGAUCCACGGAUAUGUGAAGCUCCUGGACAAAUAUUUUGGCAGUGUAUGUGAAUUCGACAUCAUCUUCAACUUUGAGAAGGCCUACUUCAUCUUGGAUGAAUUUCUGAUGGAUGGUGGUAUCCAGGAUACCUGAAGAAAAGCUUUUUAAAGGCCAAUAAACAGAUCUACUACAGGAGGAAGAUGAGUCACCUUGAAGGGUCCUGGAGGAGGAAGGUUUGGCAUAGUUUCCUACCCCAGUGGGAGAGACACUGCAGGGCUGCCAUGCCUUGGCAGACAUGGCUGGUUGCUUCAAAGUCAUGGUCAUUCCUGAGAUAUCUUCCAAGUUUAGAUGGAUGACCCUAUCAUGGAGAAGGCGAAGUGUAACUCUGGGGCCUUUUGAAAGGCCCUAAACCAUCUCAUUGCUUUUUUGCAGUUAUUCACGUCUGGGUUUCUAGAUAAUAAACCUUUCUUUGUCUCUUUAAA
This is a messenger RNA of Vombatus ursinus (common wombat), 1238 nucleotides long. RefSeq names its product AP-1 complex subunit sigma-1A-like. Bases 526 to 909 code for a protein of 127 amino acids. Gene Ontology annotation, biological process: vesicle-mediated transport; protein transport. The transcript has 2 exons. The record is from RefSeq and is a predicted model, not a curated record. Lineage: Eukaryota; Metazoa; Chordata; Mammalia; Diprotodontia; Vombatidae. Gene Ontology annotation, cellular component: intracellular membrane-bounded organelle.